CAGCAAAUCUCUGUUUUGGUGUGGUGUUGGGGGUUUUUGGGUGUGCUUUUUUACUCACUUUAUUUCUCCUUUUCUUCCCUCCUCUCCUCCCUGUUCCCUCGCCCGGGACUCCGUCUCGCCAGGGAUGCGCUGUUGUUGAGUUCAAGAUGGAAGAGAGCAUGAAAAAGGCUGCAGAGGUUUUGAACAAGCAUAGCCUUGGUGGAAGACCUUUGAAAGUGAAAGAAGUAAGACGUGCAUCUGUUCUUUCAGACCCCGAUGGCGAGCACGCCCGCAGAGCCAUGCAGAAGGUGAUGGCAGCUGCUGGUGGGAUGGGCAUUGGGCCAGGCCCCGGCGGCCCCGGCAUGAUCAAUAUCCCACCCAGUAUCCUGAACAACCCCAACAUUCCCAACGAGAUCAUUCAUGCCCUGCAGGCAGGCAGGCUGGGGAGCACUGUCUUUGUUGCAAAUCUGGAUUACAAGGUUGGCUGGAAGAAGCUGAAGGAGGUGUUCAGCAUGGCUGGCGUGGUGGUCCGGGCGGACAUCCUGGAGGACAAGGACGGCAAGAGCCGCGGCAUCGGCACCGUCACUUUCGAGCAGGCCAUCGAGGCUGUCCAGGCCAUCUCAAUGUUCAAUGGGCAGCUGCUGUUUGACAGACCCAUGCAUGUGAAAAUGGAUGAAAGAGCCUUUCCCAAAGGAGAUUUCUUCCCUCCUGAGAGACCCCAACAGCUCCCUCAUGGUCUUGGUGGUAUUGGAAUGGGAUUAGGACCUGGAGGUCAACCUAUUGAUGCAAAUCAUUUAAACAAAGGCAUGGGAAUGGGCAACAUGGGACCUGGAGGAAUGGGAAUGGAAGGCAUGGGCUUUGGAAUGAAUAAGAUGGGAGGAAUGGAAGGUCCCUUUGGUGGCAUGGAGAACAUUGGCCGCUUCCCAGCGGGGAUGAACAUGGGUCGAAUGAGUGGUAGGCGUGGCGGGAACGCCAGCAUCCCGGGCAUCGAGCGCAUGGCACCGGGCAUCGAGCGCAUGGGCGCGGGGCUGGAGAGGAUCCCCUCGGGCAUGGGCCACGGCAUGGAGAGAGUAGGGUCAGAGAUAGACAGGAUGGGGCUGGUGCUGGACCGGAUGAGCUCCAACGUGGAGAGGAUGGGGUCGGGCAUCGAGCGCAUGGCCCCGCUGGGCAUCGACCACAUCGCCCCCAACAUCGAGAGGAUGGGCCCGGCCAUCGAGAGGAUGGGCACCGGCAUCGAGAGGAUGGGCACCGGCAUCGGCUUCGGCAUCGAGAGGAUGGGCGCCGCCAUCGACCGCGUGGGCACCACCAUGGACAGGAUGGGCUCGGGCGUGGAGCGCAUGGGCUCCGGCAUGGAGCGCAUGGGCAUCGGCAUGGAGAGGAUGGUGCCUGCCGGCAUGGGCACGGGCAUGGGGCAGGUGAUAGAGAGGAUGCCGGCCGGCUUGGAUCGUAUAGGUGCCACCCCCAUGGAGAGGAUAGGGAUAGAGAGGAUGGGCGCCGCCGGCAUGGAGAGGAUGGGCCUGGAGCGCAUCGGAGCCACCAACAUGGAGCGCAUGGGCCCGGCCAUGGGGCAGGGCAUGGGAGCCGGCAUCGAGCGCAUGGGACUGGCCAUGGGCAGCAACUUCGAGAGGACCAUGGACAUGGAGAGAGGCAACUUUGCAGGCAACUUCGCAGGCUCCCUCGGAGGGACCGCGGGCCCUGCCGCCGGGGUGGCCAGGAAAGCCUGCCAGAUCUUCGUGAGGAAUCUGCCUUUUGAUUUCACAUGGAAGAUGCUGAAGGAUAAAUUUAACGAGUGUGGCCACGUGCUGUACGCCGACAUCAAGAUGGAGAACGGGAAGUCGAAGGGCUGCGGGGUGGUGCGGUUCGAGUCGCCGGAGGUGGCGGAGCGAGCCUGCCGCAUGAUGAACGGCAUCCAGCUGCGCGGCAGGGAGAUCGACGUCCGGAUCGACCGCAACGCCUGAGCCGGCC
Molecule: messenger RNA, 1944 nt
Organism: Dryobates pubescens (Downy woodpecker)
Lineage: Eukaryota; Metazoa; Chordata; Aves; Piciformes; Picidae
Gene: HNRNPM
Product: heterogeneous nuclear ribonucleoprotein M
Exons: 12
Coding region: 147-1937 (596 amino acids)
Biological process (GO): regulation of mRNA stability involved in response to oxidative stress; alternative mRNA splicing, via spliceosome
Cellular component (GO): nucleus; post-mRNA release spliceosomal complex; cytoplasm
Molecular function (GO): mRNA binding
Source: RefSeq, a predicted model, not a curated record